AUGCCACGCGCGCCAGCGGCGGCUGCUGACAUGGGCGCGCGCGUGACUGGCACGGUGCUGUGGUUCAACAUCGAGAAGGGCUUCGGCCACAUCGUCCCGGAUGCCGACGCCUCGCAGCGCGUCUUCGCCCGCGAGAACUGCGUGAUCGGCAACGUGCUGCGCGCGGGAGACCACGUCACCUAUGCGAUCUUCACUCUAGGCAACGUGGCUGUCGACAUCACAGGUGGAACGAGUUCUUCCUCCACUCGUGAGGCCUGCACGCCGCCUCGCUCGGAAGCACGCUGUGUCACGCCGCGUGCCCCGCGCAAACGAGCGCGCAAUGACGCCGCGUAA
This is a messenger RNA of Prorocentrum cordatum, 333 nucleotides long. The record is from the annotation of a GenBank genome assembly. Lineage: Eukaryota; Dinophyceae; Prorocentrales; Prorocentraceae.